This is a messenger RNA of Xenia sp. Carnegie-2017, 3113 nucleotides long. Its product is annotated as potassium voltage-gated channel protein Shal-like. Gene Ontology annotation, cellular component: membrane; voltage-gated potassium channel complex. The transcript has 7 exons. Gene Ontology annotation, molecular function: voltage-gated potassium channel activity; protein binding. Bases 629 to 2608 code for a protein of 659 amino acids. Lineage: Eukaryota; Metazoa; Cnidaria; Anthozoa; Malacalcyonacea; Xeniidae. The record is from RefSeq and is a predicted model, not a curated record. Gene Ontology annotation, biological process: potassium ion transmembrane transport; protein homooligomerization.
AAUUGGAGCCAUUUUUAUGACAAAAUUGUGAGAGAAAAUAUCAACAAUGUGUUGGUGAUUGUCUUGUGUGCAAUCAUGUGCCACGUACUUGCUGUUUAAUCGUGCCAGUCCUCUUGAGCAGGGCCAUGACAACCACAUGGUCACAGAAUAGAGAUACGUUAACGUAUCUAUUCUGUGACAUGGUGAUGUGACUGGUGUCUAGUCAUGUGUCCUGUCGAGUCAGUCGAGUGGUCGAGAUCCACGAAAGAAGAAGAGUUCAUUGAUUUUCGUAGUGAUUUUACAACGCAUUUUUUGACAAAUUUGUCAUAAUGUACUAUGAAAAUCUAUCCAAUACAUCAAGAAGAAAAGUCGAGAAAGGAACCACAGUAAAUGAAGAGUAAUGUGCAUCUAAUUGAACGAAUAUGAAAAACAAAGUGAAUGAAAAUAUUUUUUGAGUUUUCAAAAGAAAAAUAUAGCGACGACCAGUAUAGUAGCGACGUUUAAAGUGUGUGAGAAAGGACGAUAAAGAACAUGACGAAACAAGAAAUAAGAAAAUCUCCACGUAAAUUCUUUAACGGCACCUGUUGUAAGUUUCAAUAGCUUAUUGCAAUAUGAAUUAAUAUUUCUCAUUAAAGUAAAGCAUUAAAGAAUGGCUGCAGACGUUGGUGCAUGGUUACCGUUUGCUCGAGCCGCUGCAAUAGGAUGGGUUCCACUUGCUCAAACACCAAUGCCUCAUGCCCCAGAAAUACAACGUAAUGAUGACAAAAUCAUUAUCAACGUCUCGGGGAGAAAAUUUGAAACAUGGCGCAAUACACUUGAACGCUUUCCAAAUACAUUGCUCGGAAGUGCGGAAAAAGAAUACUUUCAUGAAAAAGAGAGCAACGAGUAUUUCUUUGACAGAGAUCCUGAUCUAUUUCGACAUAUUUUGAACUAUUAUCGUAAUGGCAAGUUGCAUUAUCCACGAGGCGAGUGCGUUGCAUCGUUUGAAGAUGAACUUAUGUAUUUUGGAAUCUCGAAUAACAACGUUCAUGAUUGUUGCUGGGAAGAUUUUAGCGAAAGAAAACGAGAAUGCAUCGAAAGAGUUUACGAAGAUAAAGCGGAGGAAGAAGAACUUCAAGACACAUCCAACUUAAACAACAGAGAAAGAUUAUGGGCUGCUUUUCAAAAUCCUGAAAGCUCUAAAAAAGCCACACUAAUGUAUUACAUGACAGGAUUUUUUAUUGCUCUUAGCGUUGUAAAUACAAUUGUGGAAACAGUACCGUGUAACGAUAAGGAGAAUUGUGGUACGGCACACGAGAAUAUCUUCUUUGUUUUGGAAUCGGCUUGCGUUGUGGUGUUUACAGCCGAAUACAUAGCAAGGCUAUACGCUGCUCCUGAAAGAUUCAAAUUUGCAAGAGAUCUCCUUAGUAUUGUUGACGUCGUCGCGAUUUUACCUUACUAUAUAAAUCUCUUUGUGAAAGGGAACAUCAGUGGCGCUUUCGUCACGUUACGCGUUUUCCGAAUUUUUAGGAUAUUCAAAUUCUCACGCCACUCAAAGGGACUAAGAAUUCUUGGUUACACUUUAAAAAGUUGUGCGUCUGAACUGGGAUUUUUGCUGUUUUCACUAUCGAUGGCUAUAAUAAUAUUCGCAACCAUCAUCUACUAUGUUGAGAAAGAUGAAAAUAAGACUGAAUUUACAAGUAUUCCUGCCAGUUUUUGGUAUACCAUUGUGACAAUGACAACUUUAGGUUAUGGAGAUAUGGUCCCAGAGACAGUGCUUGGUAAAAUAGUUGGUAGUAUAUGUUCUUUAAGUGGAGUUUUGGUCAUUGCACUACCAGUUCCUGUCAUCGUAUCAAAUUUUAGUCGAAUCUAUCUUCAAAACCAAAGAGCUGAUAAACGCAAAGCACACAAGAAAGCAAAGAUUUCAAUAUCACAGACCUUGACAGGAACAGCGUUUGUCGCUCCUGGAAAUCUUGCUACACUAUCAAUGGGCGGUGGACUUGAGCUCCAGAAGCUUGCAUCACGUGACAAGGAGAAGUCAAUAUUGCAUAAACAACAUGAGCACCUGAUUAGAUGUCUAGAGAAGGCAACUUCAAGAUAUUAUACGGAAAUGGAAUAUGUUUACAAUGGUGAACCUUUAGGACAAGAUGCUCAAAGCUCUUCAAGUUUUUGUACUCCUAGUGGAUCCCCUCUUGUAUCAACACUAUCCUUAGAUAACCCUGAUACUUACGUUAACGAAAGGAAAACUUCUUCAAAGAGGCGAAUAAAAUCUGAGCCUAUACGAAAGUCAGCCACAGAAAAUGACGUAAAAGGCAAUCACGUGACAAAACCUCAGAGUAAUGAUGAUGGUAAUGAUAUGGAGACUAUGGUGUUAAUACAUCACGAAAAUGACGUCAAAGGAAAUCACGUGACAAAACUUCGGGAUGAUGAUGAUGUUCACAAUGAGAUGGAGACUGUGGAGUCAAUGUAUGAAGAAAAUCACAUCAAAGGCAAUCACGUGACAAAAAUUGAGGUUAUGGAUGUUGAAAAUGAAACGGAGACUAUAGUUUCGAUGAGUGACGAAAAUAUUCUUGGCAACCACGUGGGAGAAUCACGUGAGAGAAAUGGUCACAAUGGAAAGCGAAGGCCAUCGCGUGAGUCUAGAGUGUAGUUACGUCAUGUUAGUGGAAAAAGGGAAUGCAUGAGCACUUCCUGAAAUAAACACACUGAUCUCAUGAAGUGCGUCCAUCCACGUGUACAAGACAGUAGCAAAAAUUGCGGGCUCAUGUGGUAUCUUGAUGAAUAAUUGUUUCGAAGUCAUUGAAUUAAACAUAAGUGACAAUUAACUGGGCAAGCAUGAAGUAUCUUAGCUAUGGAUGCAAUUACUACAAUGAAAAUCGACGUAAAAGUUUAACUAUUAUUGACCUUCUUAAAAUAAACCGUGCUGUGCACUAAUACUUUAAUUACUUGUAGAGUUUAUAAUGACCUCUUUUCAACUAUUUUGAUUUUAAACAAUAUUUUUCCAGCCUGCUAGAACUAUGAACUUUUAAAUUAUAUGUUGAUUUUAAGAAUUUAAUACAUCCCAAAGAUGACAACAACUUUCAAUGAAUGUGCAGUAAAUAUAAUUUAUAGAAAAAUCAAAGAUAUUAUUUGCAUAAAAAGAAGUCUUAAAGUAA